Messenger RNA from Polyodon spathula (Mississippi paddlefish), 1333 nucleotides. RefSeq names its product putative ribosome-binding factor A, mitochondrial. The transcript has 3 exons. The coding region runs from base 102 to 611 and encodes 169 amino acids. NCBI's taxonomy places the organism in Eukaryota, Metazoa, Chordata, Actinopteri, Acipenseriformes, Polyodontidae. The record is from RefSeq and is a predicted model, not a curated record.
ACGUGUACUGAACAAACGUGUACCAAACGAGCAAGAUGGGCCGAAUGGCCUCCUCUCGUUUGUAAACUUUCUUAUGUUCUUAUGUUCUUAUGGUAUCUUAGAUGUGCAAACCGUCCGGUUUGGAGAUCACUUUGAAGCGCACAUCAUCACCACAGAAAGGCUGCAGAGAAGACAGUAUCUGUAUGAGAUCACUGAACACCAUUCUGUACAAGGCAAUCACAGACCUGAUGAACACUUAUGAAGUUAGUCCAGAGCUUUAUGACCUCCCCGUUGAAAUUUCAAAGGCAAGUCAAAUAUACAGUAUAUGUUUGAUGUGUUUCAUAUUUGGGGUAGUUGUACUGGAAGUAUUCAGCUGUACGGUUUAUAAUUGUUGUAACCGUUUCUUUUUUAAGGUUGAAAAAUUGCUGGAGGCUGCUGAUUUUGGGCCACAAGAGAACACAGGAGAUUCUGUGCCAAUCGUGAAUGAUAGGAGAGAAACUUCAACCUCAUCAAACCUGUUUGGAAUCGACCAUGAAGCACUGAACAGACAAAUCAUGGAGCACAAGAAGAGAUUCACAGAAAAGCUCACAGAGCCUGUAGACGCCAGCUUAACAGAGCAGCAACAGGAGUAGAUGAGGAAAAAGAACAUAAAGAAAAAGAAAGCAAAGUACAAGUUUGAUGAUGAUAUCACCCCUGAGACAUACCUGCUGGAGAAAUACAAUCAAGACAAAUAUAGUGAAGAGAGGGAUGAGCUAGAAGAAUCAGAGGUUAAAGAAAUGAUGGCACAGGAAGACCGACAAAACACAUAGUGCUUGAUCUGUACAAUGCAUGGACAUUUUCAAGCUGUUUUCUUCAUUAAACAAUGUAUGUAGCUAGAGCCGUAUAUCCUUACUGGUAUUCACCGGUUCUGUGUAAUGGUUACAAAAAAAUACAAUGUUUUUCUUUUUUCUAAAGAUUUGCUAUCACUUCACAACAAAAUAUUUUCCUAUAUCUUACCUGCUUUGCACUUCCAUCACUAUAUCGUUUUGAAAUGAACAUGUCAUAACAAACGUGUUUCCAUUUUAAAACAGGACAUUGGUACUACACUGAAUAAAAGAAAGUUUGCUCGGUUUGCUUGUCUAGCCUGCCAGGAGAUAUGUUACCCUUGCAAUCCAUAAUUCAGUUAAUCUCAGUAGUGUCUUUAGGGCCAGUCAGUAGAGGAAUCAGCUGCUUGGUUACUGACAGGAAGCCCUUAAGGCAAGGGUGUCAAACUUACAAACUUGUCAAACAGUGUCUUUUGGCUUUCAUUCCACCCGAGCUCUCAGUUACUUAAUUGGUCUUAUUAUUUGAUUAACUGGACACAUUUAAUACUUCU